Molecule: messenger RNA, 489 nt
Organism: Gongylonema pulchrum
Lineage: Eukaryota; Metazoa; Nematoda; Chromadorea; Rhabditida; Gongylonematidae
Source: the annotation of a GenBank genome assembly
CGUCCAUUUAGGCCCGCUGAUCGACCGAAAACCCCUCCACCACCACCGCCUCUGCCAGUACUCGAGAAUUUCUCGGCAGCGCAAACGAAUGUAUCGCUUCCUCCAGUGAAACCCAUCUCCGCUUCAUCCAAGCCUCCCGGAAGUGGUAGUGGAGCAACCCCUUCACCUCCUCCUCCACCACCACCUCCUCCUCCUCCUCCCCCGCCACCACCACCAACAGCUUCCGCUGGAGCAUGUGCACCAAAAUCAGUGUCAUUCAAAACACCAACGCACGAGACUGAGUCGGAAUUAAAAGAUUCAGUGAAAUCACUGACGGCUGGCCCACCAACAAUUAGUGCUGAAGUACUGUCGUCGGUAAAGUUGAAGCCAACUACGCGUCGUGGAGUAUCAAUCGGUUUCGGAACGGUACCAGCAGGAUUUGAUUCCGAUUUACGAAAUGCUUUGGCCAAACGAAAAAAUAAGGCAAGUAAUAUUUACUGUACUCUGUGA